UUUCCAGCUCUCACCCCUCCUCACUAAACCCAUCCGUCCAAAACUUCCCCAAAAAUAUUUGAAAACAAUUUUCAUUCCACUUCCUUCCCCAAUAGAGGAAUUAGGAACCCCGAGCAGCAUCGUGCGCAUCGAACUCGCGGGCCUCCAAUGUUGGUAUCGAGCAGGCGGGCUGCCGUCGGCUGCUCCUGUUCCUGCAGCAGCGUCUCCAGGAACUCGCCCUGCGUCCCACAGGAAAGCCCCCCACCUCGCUCGAAUGACUCCACCUCUCCUCCAUUGGCACCACAGCCGGCCACUGUGGUGCCUCCCCCGGGUUACGCCCCCUUGUCGAACUCCCCCACCUCUCCACCUCUCCCUUCACCUACGCCCCUGCCAGCGUUUCCGAAUGGAGGGUUGCCGCCGUGGAAGCUGGCGCUGAUAGCGGGGACAGGGAUUGGCGGGCUGAUUGUGCUGAUUGGCGUAUGCACUUUUGUGAUUUUUCAUCGGAGGAAGAGGAGGAGGCUUGAGUUGGGGAGUUACCCUCCACAUGGGCCUAAAGGCAGGGCAUUAGGUCUUUCACAGAGGACAUUCACAUACGAAGAACUAAAAAUAGCAACAGAUGGUUUUUCCAAUCUCAACCUACUUGGUGAAGGUGGUUUUGGCUAUGUUCAUAAAGGAGUGCUUUCGAGUGGGAAAGUAGUUGCAAUCAAGCAAUUAAAAACCGGAAGCAGACAAGGGGAGAGGGAAUUUCAAGCAGAAGUCGAGAUUAUCAGCCGCAUCCAUCAUAGACAUCUUGUUUCGCUUGUUGGUUAUUGCAUUUCUGGUGCUCAUAGGAUUCUGGUAUAUGAGUUUGUUCCAAAUAGUACGUUGGAAUUUCAUUUGCACGGAAAUGAUCGCCCAACUAUGGCUUGGCCCACAAGGAUGAAGAUUGCUUUAGGUUCUGCAAGGGGGUUGGCAUACCUGCAUGAGGAAUGUAAUCCCAAAAUCAUUCACCGUGACAUCAAGGCUGCUAAUAUUCUUCUUGAAUCCAAUUUUGAGGCAAAGGUUGCAGAUUUUGGACUCGCAAAGUUUGCUUCUGAUACAGAUACUCAUGUAUCCACUCGAGUGAUGGGAACUUUUGGUUACCUCGCUCCAGAGUAUGCCUCCAGCGGGAAUCUCACUGAGAAAUCAGAUGUCUUUUCUUUUGGUGUUGUGCUUCUGGAGUUGAUUACCGGGCGUCGUCCGCUUGACAGAACUCAGCCCUUUGAUGAGGAUAGCAUGGUUGAUUGGGCAAGGCCUUUGCUUACACAAGCAUUAGAAGAUGGCAAUUUUGAUGCCAUUGUUGAUCCAAAACUGAACAAGGACUAUGUAAAUGAGGAAAUAACUCGGGUGAUUGCUUGUGCUGCUGCUUGCAUUCGUCAUUCUGCACGACACCGUCCAGCAAUGACACAGGUAGUUCGAGCAUUGGAAGGAAACUUUUCUCUGAGUGAUUUCAAUGAAGGAAUUAUGCCAGGACAUGGCAGGGUAUAUAACCGUUGUCUAAACUCAGAUUAUGACCCCAGCCGUGACCAAGAAGAUUCAAAGAAUUUCAGGAUGAUGGCCCUAGAAAGCCACGAACAAGCCACCAGCGAGUUCAGCGGCCAAAACAGUGACGAUGGCCUUCAACCAUCCAGCUCAAGCAGUAAGAGUCAACGAAUUACCCAAGAGACGGAUUUGGAGCACAGGGGUCAACAAACUACCCAAGAGAUGGAUUUGAGGGAUAUGGCAGAGGAUGAUCGUCACGCUAGUGGAGGCUCUUAAUAUUAACACAAAUUGAGAGGACAUACCCUACUUCCACGGUUCCAUGUGCUUUGACCCGUGGCCACGUGUUACCACUUGUUAUUUGUAUAAAGAAAUGGAUUAGAUCCAGGAAAGGCAAAAAGCUCAUCAGAUUUCGUUAUGUCUCUGUUGAUUUGAGUAGUAUAAUUUGAGGUAUUCCAAUAACAGUCAUUGCUGGUCCGGUAAUGUGCAAGAUUGAGACUACAAAAAACUCAAAGCAGGAGGGAUCUUUCUUGUGAUCUUAUGGGAAUAGUGGGUUGCUGCAAUUUUUGGUUGGAAGGUUGGGGAGCCAUGGUCGUUCUUCAUAAUGCUCAGAAGAGUUUCUCUCAUAAUCUUUUCUAGGCGCAGUUAGCGUGUAUGAUUGAAAUCAUCCUGUACUCUUUCCAUUACUUCGCUGAAGAAUGAAUCUACACAUUCCGUAAUAGAAAAAUCCCUAAUUAUUAA
This is a messenger RNA of Eucalyptus grandis, 2217 nucleotides long. RefSeq names its product proline-rich receptor-like protein kinase PERK15. Gene Ontology annotation, biological process: protein phosphorylation. The record is from RefSeq and is a predicted model, not a curated record. Lineage: Eukaryota; Viridiplantae; Streptophyta; Magnoliopsida; Myrtales; Myrtaceae. Gene Ontology annotation, molecular function: ATP binding; protein kinase activity.